CCUCCCCGAGCCGCACCCCUCUUCUGGAACCUCGGCGGGCUCCGGGCGUCUGCUCUCCUCGGCCGCCAACAUGCCGUUCAUUGAGUUGGAAACGAACUUGCCGGCUAGCCGCAUACCCGCGGGGCUGGAGAAGCGGCUGUGUGCGGCCGCCGCCGACAUCCUGGACAAACCCGAAGACCGCGUGAGUGUUACAAUACGGCCUGGCAUGACCUUGAUGAUACAGGGAUCCACAGAGCCCUGCGCCCACCUUCUGGUCUCUUCCAUCGGUGUUGUGGGCACGGCGGAGCAGAACCGCGGCCACAGCUCCCGCUUCUUCGAGUUGCUCACCAAGGAGCUCUCCCUGGACCAGGACCGGAUAAUUAUCCGAUUCUUCCCCUUGGAGCCCUGGCAGAUCGGAAAGAAAGGAACUGUUAUGACUUUUCUGUGAUUCGAAAGAAAGAAUCCAGGGCAUCUGCUGAGCCUGUCCAGGGCCGUUCCAGAGAGGCCUCCUGGCAGAGUUGUGGCCUGAUAGAUAAUACCACUGUCAAAUACCUCUUUUGCAUAUUUGUCUGUGGCUUCACUGCAGUUUGUUUUUCUCUUCCCCAGCCUCAUGAGUAAGUAAAUGAGAGCAAAUAAAUGAAAAGAACAUAAUCCCAA
Molecule: messenger RNA, 636 nt
Organism: Meriones unguiculatus (Mongolian gerbil)
Lineage: Eukaryota; Metazoa; Chordata; Mammalia; Rodentia; Muridae
Product: D-dopachrome decarboxylase
Exons: 3
Coding region: 71-427 (118 amino acids)
Molecular function (GO): phenylpyruvate tautomerase activity
Source: RefSeq, a predicted model, not a curated record